Molecule: messenger RNA, 986 nt
Organism: Cydia splendana
Lineage: Eukaryota; Metazoa; Arthropoda; Insecta; Lepidoptera; Tortricidae
Gene: Coq5
Product: 2-methoxy-6-polyprenyl-1,4-benzoquinol methylase, mitochondrial
Exons: 8
Coding region: 83-976 (297 amino acids)
Biological process (GO): ubiquinone biosynthetic process
Molecular function (GO): methyltransferase activity
Source: RefSeq, a predicted model, not a curated record
ACAUAACAGCUGACUCGUGCGCCGUGCGUAUUUUAUUCCAAUAGGAUUUUAUUUAGGAAAUAUUAAAUUAGCUGCUCAAACUAUGGCGUUAAGAAAUUCAGUUUUAAAGUUAGCUAAACUGGGACGAUCAAGCAGUCACAUGCGACUGAGAGUGCUAAGUACUCAGACGUCUGAAAAAGUCAACGAAAGCGAAAAAUCUAAACAGACUCAUUUUGGCUUCGAAACAGUCGAUGAGAAAGAGAAGUGGAAAAAAGUGCACAAUGUAUUUGAGACGGUGGCAGAGAAGUAUGAUGUAAUGAAUGAUGCCAUGUCGCUGGGCAUCCACCGCCUGUGGAAGGAUAUCUUCAUGCAGCGGCUGGCUCCCACACACGGGACCAAGCUGCUAGAUGUUGCUGGUGGCACAGGGGACAUUACAUUCCGGUAUAUAAACUAUCUGAAGAACCUGGGCCCUGCACCAGAGGGCAGACGGAGUGCCGUCACUGUCUGCGAUAUCAACCAAGCAAUGCUCGAUGUAGGCAAACUCAGGGCACAAAAACUGGGUUAUACUGCGGAGUCAUGUGGAGUGGACAUUGACUGGGUGUGCGGAGAUGCAGAGAAGUUACCCCACGCUGACGACAGCUACACCGCUUACACCAUCGCCUUCGGCAUCCGCAACUGCACACAUAUUGAUAAGGUGCUAGAGGAGGCGUACCGCGUGCUGGCGCCCGGCGGCCGCUUCAUGUGUCUCGAGUUCAGCCAUCUGCCCAACGAGACUUUACAGUGGGCGUACGACCAAUACUCGUUCCAAGUGAUCCCAGUGCUGGGGCAGCUCAUAGCGGGCCAGUGGAAGCCCUACCAGUAUCUAGUCGAGAGCAUCCGCCAGUUCCCUAAUCAGGAGAAGUUCAAGUCCAUGAUCGAGGACGCGGGCUUCAGGCAGGUCACCUAUGAAAACCUCACCUUCGGCGUCACCGCUAUACAUUCGGGAUUCAAGAUCUAACUACCGGGGG